ACUAUGCGGAGUAUGAAACUGCACUAUUUUGCAGUGUUGCAAUGUCACAAGGAGUGCCAAAGAAACACAAUAUCCGUAUAAGUUAUUUCCUGUAGAAGAUCCCACUUAAAAUCCUCCGGAUGAGUUUAAAACAGAAUUGGAAUUAUCUUAAAUAGGAGAGGGACACAAAUCCUUACCUUCUAUCCUUCGAGGCACAAGGCUAGAACAUCAUGAUCAAUGCAUUGGCACGGGAAGGUAAACUCCAAUCUGCGUGGGGUGUUUGAUAAAAUGUUACUGAGAGAUGUGGUUUCUUGGAAUUCAAUGAUAGUCUAUUGACAAUGCGAGUGUCUUCUGAAUCCAAGAAACUCUUUGUAUCAAUGCCGGAGAGGACUGUAGUGUCUUGGAAUUCAAUGAACGCGGGUUGUGUGGAAAAAAAAAAAAAGUAACCUCCUUUUACAACACAUGUAGCAUGGUGAGAAAGGUGAAAUUGUUUGGUCUGGUCGGAUUUACAAGGAAGAGUGUGUAAAGCUCAUGUUUUUGGAGGCAGAAUUUAGCAGAAACAGGUUUGAGAACCAUAAACUACCAAAAGGCCGUGGUAGUACUAGUAUAUGGAACUCUCAUUAAGAAACAUCCCCUACGUGUCAGAGAGACUGUUUCCGAUAGACUGAAAAGGAAGUUUGAGCGGCCCCUUAAAUCUAAUGAAAAUAUAAUACUUACAAGUUAUUUUCUACAUCAGAUUGAUAACUCUCUAGGACUUUAGCAUCAUCACUCCAGUAACUUUAGCGUAGCCUCACUGGUAAAAGUUCUUAAACUGUGUAAUACAAAACUAUGCAUGUGUGACCAUUUAAGAAAUUAACUUUAUUAUUAGCCCUCUUUAAAAUUUUCCCAAAUUACAGUACCAACUUGGAGGCCGCAUAAUCCAUUAGCUAAUGUUAAGAGUGUGUCCUCCUCGUUGGAUUAAAAAGCUGAUUAAUUAGCCCAAGUAUACUACUGAUUAAUUGCUGCCCCACGCAUAGUCCCUUAUCUUUAAUGUUUGUUCGCCAUUUCCUGAGCUCCAAGCUCAAAACUUUCAUACCAUUAAACCUCCCUUGCUGCCAUAGCUUUGAAUGCCAUUUUUCCCGCCGCACGAGCAAACCCUCCAAAUCACCUCAGGAUGUCUACAACUGCAACAUCAGGAUCAACCAACUGGCACGGGAAGGUAAACUCCAUUCUGCUCGGAAGGUGUUUGAUGAAAUGUUACACAGAGAUGUUGUUUCUUGGAAUUCAAUGAUUACAGCCUACUGGCAAAAUGGGUGUCUCAGUGAAUCAAAGAAACUGUUUUUAUCAAUGCCUGAGAGGACUGUAGUGUCUUGGAAUUCGAUGAUCGCAGGUUGCGUGGAAAAUGAUAGCAUUGAUGAUGCUUAUUUAUAUUUUAGCACUAUGCCUGAGAAGAAUGUUGCAUCGUGGAACGCAAUGAUUUCGGGUUAUGUUAAACAUGGUAUGGUAGAGGAGGCGGCGAGGUUGUUUGAUGAGAUGCCUAGAAAGAAUGUGAUUUCUUAUACUGCAAUGACCGAUGGGUAUAUGCAGAAAGGUGAGACUGACAAGGCAAAGUCACUUUUUGACCGUAUGCCACAAAAAAAUGAGGUUUCUUGGACUGUGAUGAUUAAUGGGUAUGUAGAGAACGAGUGUUUCGAUGAGGCAAAAGAGUUGUUUGAAAAGAUGCCAGCUAAGAAUAAGAAUGUUGUUGCGAUUACAGCUAUGGUAGUUGGGUAUUGCAAGGAGGGACGGGUGGAGGAAGGAAGGAUUUUGUUUGAUGGAAUACUAUGUAAAGAUAGUGUUGCUUAUAAUGCCAUGAUUUCAGGUUAUGCACAAAACGGACGCAACGAAGAGGCACUCCAGUUACUUGUAGAGAUGCUUAGGAUGUCUCUUCGACCAGAUCAAUCUUCAUGUCCUUCAGUUCUUUCUGCAUGUGCUGCUCUCGCAUCUCCUUUAGUUGGUAGACAAACUCAUGCAGUUGUUAUUAAAUUUGGGGUAGACUCCGUCGUCUCCACAUGUAAUGCUCUAAUUACUAUGUACAGCAAAUGUGGCAGCAUUUUUGAGUGUGAGUUGGCUUUUGAAUUAAUCACAAGUCCAGACCUUGUUUCUUGGAAUACUAUAAUUGCUGCCUUUGCACAGCACGGGUUGUAUGCGAAAGCAGUUGCAUAUUUGGAGCAAAUGGUUAUCAGAGGAUGUGAACCAGAUGGUAUAACAUUCCUCUGCUUAUUAUCUGCUUGUGCCCAUGCAGGGUUGGUUAGUGAGAGCAUUUCUUGGUUUGAUUCAAUGGUAAAAAACUACAAUAUUACUCCAAGACCGGAGCAUUAUGCUUGUUUAAUUGAUAUACUUGGCCGAGCCGGUCAGCUGGACAAGGCUUACAACAUAAUCCAAGAGAUGCCUUUUGACGCCGAUUUAGCUGCUUGGGGUGCCCUUCUUGCUGGCUGUCGCGCUAAUGCCAACGUAGAACUGGGGCAGCUUGCUGGAGAGAAAGUCAUGGAAUUAGGUGGUGAUAGUUCAGGGCCUUAUAUUAUGUUAUCUAAUAUAUAUGCUGAAGCAGGUAUGUGGGGCGAGGUUACAAGAGUGAGAGGCUUGAUGAAAGAACAUGGCAUCAAAAAGAAACCGGCAUAUAGUUGGACGGAGGUUGAAAAUAAGGUGCAUUAUUUUCUGGGAGGGGAUAUCUCUCAUCCCAGUAUUCAAGAAAUCCGUACAGCACUCAAGCAGAUGAACUUGCAGAUGAAAUUCCAGGAAAAAGUUCUGGACUUCACCGACUUUUACUUCCUGGAUGAACUGGAAUGCACAUGUAAUUAGCAUCUCUAUGUCCAGUAAACUAAUCAAAUUUGGAGAAGUUUGGACUCUCCGUGAAAAUUCAGGAUCACUACUGCCUGAAAUGCUCAUUUAGCACUAAGUUCUUGUCCAAGCAAGAUGAAACUUUUUCACCAGGAGCAUGCCGGAUGCACUAAGAUACCUGCUUUUGAUACUCUGUGGGAAUGAUCGUCUUUAAAUUGGCAGAAUGGUCAUGCUUAUGCAAUUUGGGAAACUGAUAAGACUUUAUAGGCGAUCAGUAUUUAGACCCCGGAAGCUGGAAGAUGUAAGGAAUAGAGGAAGGAUGAUACUGAAACGGAAGGGGGUGUAGGCCCAUGAAUAGAGGAAGGAGAAGGGGGAAAAAGGGAGGCGGCGGCAGUCAUUUCAACAUUGCACUGUUCAGAUUCAGGUUGAUGUUAGAACUAUUAGAUUGUAACUUGAAUCUUAUGGUACUGUUGUUUGUAAAAAAACUGGAGAGCAAAUAAUUUCCAAUGUGGGGUUUUUGGCAUUGGUGUGUGUGAUGCCAAAGUUGUUGCCAUAAGACCAUGUGAUUUUUCCAGAUUUUAAGAAUGUAUUAAUUAUUUUUUUCCUA
This is a messenger RNA of Nicotiana attenuata, 3385 nucleotides long. RefSeq names its product pentatricopeptide repeat-containing protein At4g02750-like. Bases 1009 to 2799 code for a protein of 596 amino acids. NCBI's taxonomy places the organism in Eukaryota, Viridiplantae, Streptophyta, Magnoliopsida, Solanales, Solanaceae. The record is from RefSeq and is a predicted model, not a curated record. Gene Ontology annotation, biological process: RNA modification. Gene Ontology annotation, molecular function: RNA binding; protein binding. The transcript is spliced from 2 exons.